UAAACUAACCAAGUCAUUCGCUUUCAACGACGACAAAAGUAUACAUCGCCAGCACAUCGGCAGAAAUAUCCUCACAAUCUCUACAACGCUACAAGUAAUCGCAAAAAUGUACCGCGUCGUUUUCGCUGCUGCCUCGCUGGCUACUCUGGCCAUGGCUCGCACUGACUUGGUUGGUUGCACGUCGACCGAUGUCUCCUCUCCAGCUGGUGCUUCCCUCGCGUGGUACGUCCCAGGAACCGGCGAGCUCUGCGACUUCCUCGACUGCGGUGGUGGAGCUGGUGCUCCAAGAUACGACGUCCCAGGCUGCCCAAUGUACACCGGCACUGCCAGCUACUCCCCAUCUUACAUGCCAGGCUGGGGCUCGGCAACCGCUGCUCCAGCUGCCGCUUCGUCUGCCUGGGCUGCUCACUCUUCCGGCGCUUGGGGCGACCACAGCUCCACCUGGGCUGAGACCACUGCUAUGCCAACCGGCUACUCUCACUCCUCUUCUUGGGCUGAGAGCAGCAGCUCCUGGUCCAGCUCCGAGUCUCCAGAGUCGUCUUGGUCCUCGUCCUCUUCGUCCUGGUCCACCAGCAUGGUCGCCCCAGUUCUUACUACCGGCUACUCCACCCCAACCAUGAGCUCCAACGGUACCAUGGCCAGCGCAACCCCAAGCGCUCCACUCCAGCAGGUCGGCAGCGCUGGUAACACCCGCGUCUGGUUCGGAGGUGCUGCCAUCGCUGUCUUCGCCGCUGCUGUCGUCGCCCUCUAAACAUUUCCAGGCUGAGGACAUGGGAGAAUAUCUUUAUCAUCGGAGACUGUUUGCAUGAUUAGGAACACGGCACAUUGACAUGAAUGAAUGAAGUAUGCUCUUCGUUACAGCAUUCCACGCGUGAAAUGUAUGUAAUAAUGAUCAUGGAUGGUAUUGAUAAGAGCCUCGUCUACUUCUCAACCAUUUCUGCUGCGUCCAUUUCACAUGGUUGUGGAGUGAUCGCGUCUC
Messenger RNA from Pseudocercospora fijiensis CIRAD86, 979 nucleotides. RefSeq lists its product as uncharacterized. The record is from RefSeq and is a predicted model, not a curated record. NCBI's taxonomy places the organism in Eukaryota, Fungi, Ascomycota, Dothideomycetes, Mycosphaerellales, Mycosphaerellaceae. The transcript has 2 exons. Bases 107 to 751 code for a protein of 214 amino acids.